This is a messenger RNA of Trichoplusia ni (cabbage looper), 2746 nucleotides long. Its product is annotated as facilitated trehalose transporter Tret1-like. Bases 231 to 1712 code for a protein of 493 amino acids. The record is from RefSeq and is a predicted model, not a curated record. Gene Ontology annotation, cellular component: membrane. Lineage: Eukaryota; Metazoa; Arthropoda; Insecta; Lepidoptera; Noctuidae. Gene Ontology annotation, molecular function: sugar transmembrane transporter activity. Gene Ontology annotation, biological process: carbohydrate transport; transmembrane transport. The transcript is spliced from 7 exons.
AGGUUAAUAUUCGGCCAGUACUUGAAAAACGUGCGGACGCUACGCGCGCCGCCCGGCUGACUGUUCACCGCCCGCGCCAAAACGUUACGUAAUAAAAAAAAGAGUUUAUCUAUCACUCAGUAUUUUUAUUCUGCCGUGUUCAGUGUGUUGUGAUUUUGCCGCCUUUUUAAUUUAUUAUUUUUGACGUUUUGUUUUUUUUUCGAAUGCGAGAACUGGACAACUGAUUAAAGAUGGAUAAACCGACGAUGCAUAUGCUCUCCGUGCAGGAGAAGGGAGGCCAGACCAGGAAGGCCAACCAGUACAUAGCCGCUGUAGCAGCGGCCAUCGCUGCAGUAGCUGGUGGUACCAUCUUAGCCUGGACCUCACCAGCUCUACCACAGCUGACGCCCCUCGUCACCAACGCGACAGCUCUGGCCAGGAAUGGUUCUCUUUCUGGAAACUCCAGCCAACUCGUCAACUCCCUCAACCAGACUGCCGACUUUUUAUUGGACACUAAAGACAGCUCCCUGGUAUCCUCAAUCCUGGCUAUAGGUGCGGCUAUGAGCGCGCUCCCGGUGGGCAUGCUCGCACAGAAGAUAGGCAGGCGGCCCACCGUGCUCCUCCUCUCCAUUCCCUUCAUGAUUAACUGGCUCCUCACUAUCUUCGCCAACGGAGCUGGCAUGUUGAUCGCUGCUCGAUUCUUCGCCGGAUUAGCUACUGGCGGUGCUUGCGUGGCGGCUCCCAUGUACAUCGGUGAGAUAGCAGAGACCUCCAUCCGAGGGUCCCUGGGCGCCUUCUUCCAGUUGUUCCUGACUGUCGGCAUCCUGUUCACAUUCGUUGUAGGCGGCUGGACUCAUUGGAGGACCCUGUCUAUUGUGUCAGCUGUGUUCCCUAUUCUACUGGUAGUUGUGUUCUGGUGGAUGCCUGAAACCCCUCAAUACUUGCUCGGUAAGAACAGAAGACGUGAUGCUGAGAAGUCUCUCCGCUGGCUCCGUGGACCUGAUGCUGAUCUCUCCGUCGAACUUGAGGAUAUGCAGAAAGAGGUGGACGACGCGGCCCGGCAGCGCGCGGGCGUGCUGAGCAUGGUGACGGACCGCGCGCCGCGCAUGGCCCUCAUCUGCGGGCUCGGCCUCAUGUUCUUCCAGCAGUUCAGCGGCAUCAACGCCGUCAUCUUCUACACCAACAACAUCUUCCAGUCCGCCGGAUCCAACAUCCCCCCUGUCAUCGCCACCAUCAUCGUCGGAGUCGUCCAGACUAUCGCGACCUAUGCCUCCUCAGUCCUCGUCGAGAGAGCUGGUCGUAGAAUCCUCCUUCUCCAGAGCUCUAUUAUAAUGGGCAUCUGUCUUAUCAUCCUUGGGAUCUACUUUAAGCUUCAAAUGGAUAAGGUUAAUGUGGAUGCUGUUGGUUGGUUGCCUCUUGUCUGUUUAGUCCUGUUCAUCAUUUCGUUCUCGAUGGGCUUCGGGCCUAUUCCCUGGAUGAUGAUGGCUGAGCUGUUCCCUGUGGAGUUCCGCGGGGCCGCGACGGGGGUCACUGUCAUUGUGAACUGGAUCCUGGUGUUCAUUGUGACUCUGUGCUUCCCUAUCAUGAAGGAUGCUAUCGGUAUCUACAGCUGUUUCUGGUUCUUUGCCGCCAUCAUGGUCAUUGGCUCCUUCUUCGUAUUCUUCUUGAUACCUGAGACUAAAGGCAAGUCUGUUUCCCAGAUCCAAGCUAUCCUUAGUGGGAAGAAAGUUUAAAAAAGAUGGAAAUGUAAUUUUUUAACAUGAAUAUAUCCAUAAUAGAUUUGUUGAUUGAUUUUUAUAUCGAAAAGUAAUCCAAAAUCAAAGAUACAUUUUCUAGUAAAUUAUUAUCAUUUCUAAAUAGAAAAAAAUAUAUAUUAUUUGAUAGAUUUUUGUGUAAAUAAGAGCUGGGAAAAAUGGAUGAAAAAUCAAUAGAUAUUGCAGAAUGGAUGCAUGAAUGUCUUUUGAAAUAGAGCAAAAAAGUAUUUGACUUGAAAAUGUAUAUUUUUGUUCAUUACUAAUAAAAUAAUGAUUUAUAUUGAAUGCCAAAGCUCCGCCGAACAAUCAUAACAAUAGUAUUUAUUAAGACACAACAAAAUAAUUGUGAUGAGAUCAUUUUUAUUAUUAUUUUGUUAUUAUUAUUUUUAUUUAUGAAUGUAAUCGUUGAAUGUUUAUAAUAAUGUUAAUAAGCAAAAUGAUAGACUCUUAGCUGGCCUAAUAGUUUAAACUUUAGAUUUAGUAUAAAUAAUGAAUUUUAGUACAUUAGUCAAGUGCCAAAUGGAAACAAAUUAAAUAUUAUGUAUAUAUUUGCUAAUUUUUUAUAUAAAUUGUGUAAGAGUAAACCAAUACUAAAAAUACUCAUAUUUAAUUAUUAAUUAAAUACAAAUCGAAGCGAACAAUUACCUUUGAAUACGUAAUAAUAUAAUUAUUCCUCUUUAGAUAAAACCAAAGGAAUGUGAUAAGUAAACUUGAGUGCUUUCCGUGUUAAAAACUGUUAUAAAAUAAGUGUGAAAGAGACGCUGCUAUCUAUUAUAUAUCUCUAUCCCUCUCUAACAGAUUUAAAGGUCAUAAAACAUAUCUGACAGUGCGUUAGAGAGAUGUUGAUAUGUAGGUAAUAAGCACCGUCCCGUUCACUCAUGGUAUAUCAAAAAUCAAAAGUAUUGGUAGUGAUAAAAAUCUAAAAGUAGGGUAGAAUUAAAUAAUGAAUUUAGACAGGGAAUUUGGCUGUGUUAACGAAAUUAUUGUCGCGAAAACUAGAUGUUUAAAAAAAA